AUGCGCGACUUUCUCUCCCUUAUGGCGUUGGCUGGUAUCUUCGCCACAACCUCUGCUGCCGUCAUUCCUUCACCCUUCGCAGCAACUUCUUCCAAGGCCCUAUUUCCCCGCUCAGCCCCGUCUAACACGACGUCCCGGGUUCAAGUCGAGAAUGCUCACCUCCUUGCAGUCAGCGGAACCUGCACCGGACCCGUCAAAAGCUCCCCAAGCACCUACUGGCUCGCCGAACAAGACCACACCGGAGUUCCGCGCGGAUAUGCCCCCCACGUCUCCAACCCUAACUAUCCCGUCUGGCGCAACGUCCUAAACUACGGCGCCCGCAACGACGGCUCCGGCGACCAGACCUCCAGCAUACAAAAUGCCAUAAACGACAACGGUUCCGGCGGCAGCCGCAAAAGCAGCGGCGUGACGCGGUAUCCCGCCGAGGUCUUCCUCCCGGGGGGAACGUAUCAGCUCGGCAGCACACUGGAACUGCGUGUCGGCACGGUUAUCACUGGUGAUCCGUUGAACCCACCUGUGCUGAAGGCAGCGGCGGGGUUCAAGGGUGAGUUCUUGGUUAUGGGGUAUGACUCGGGGAACGGAAAUCCCGAGACGAGUUUCAUGACCCUCGUUAGGAAUGUGGUGCUUGACACUACGGCGCUGUCUCCUGCGAGGGUGAUUACAGCGUUGCAGUGGGGGGUUGCGCAGGGGUCCGGGUUGACAAAUGUUAGGGUGGAGAUGCCGAGUAGUUCAACUGGGCAUACAGGGAUUUAUAUUAAGGCUGGUUCGACGAUUGCGGUUACUGAUGUGCAUAUUACUGGUGGUGCAGUGGGUAUCAAAAAUUCUAACCAGCAGGUUAACUUCAAGAAUAUCUCGUUCAAGUAUUGCACGACUGCGUUUCAAGCGGCAGGGGGCCAUACUGCACUGUUGCAGGGUGCAACCUUUGACACCUGUGGUUUUGGCAUCGAUAUGACUGGCAAUGGACUCGGUAGUCUGGUCCUCCUUGACUCGUCUUCCGUUAACUCUGGGAUUGUUGUCAAGUUCCAUGAUUCGUCGAACGACGGCGGGAAUCGGAAUAGUCAGAUCCUGAUUCAGAAUCUCGCACAUAAUACCAACAAUGCUAUCGCUAUUGAUAGCAAGGGGAACGUGAAGCUGGGAGCUGUGUCGCAUGUCGACACCUGGGUCUGGGGAAAUGUUACCCCUGGCCAGUACGAGAGUGGAACCAGCUUUAGUACCUCGCGUCCGGAUAUACUGCUUGCGGGUAAUAAGUACUUCACAAAAGCGCAGCCAACGUACGCGGAGUACGGCAUUGAUCAGAUCGUCAAUGUGAAGGCUGUUAACGGCCACAUCGUCAAGGGUGACGGUUCCACCGAUGAUAGCGCAUCCCUGAACGCUAUCCUCGCAGACAAUGCCGCGAACUGCAAGAUCACCUACUUCCCCUACGGAGUGUAUAUCGUCAAAGAUACGCUAGUCAUCCCCAAAGGCUCGCGGAUUAUGGGUGAGGCCUGGCCUGUGAUUGCUGGCGCGGGCGAUGCGUUCAAAGACUCUAAGAACCCCAAGACAGUUGUGCAGAUCGGGCAGCCAGGCGAUGUUGGGGUGGCAGAAAUUCAGAACAUGCGAUUCAGCGUUGCAGAAAUUCUCCCAGGAGCUAAGAUUCUCGAGAUCAACAUCGCGGGCAGUGCCCCGGGCGAUGUGGCUUUAUGGAACACUAUCGCCACUGUCGGCGGAACAGCGGAGACCACUAUUGCCAACAGCUGUACUGAUCAGGACACCUCCAAGUGUAUGGCCGCCUUCAUGGUUCUGCAUCUGACCAAGAGCUCUUCCGCGUAUAUUGAGAACUUCUGGGGCUGGACAGCGGAUCAUAACCUGGACGGCGGACCGAUCACUAUCAUCUCAACUGGUCGUGGUAUCUUGGUGGAGGCCACCCAGGGCACCUGGCUGACAGGUACUGGCUCGGAGCACCACUGGCUGUACAACUACAACUUCCACAAAGCACAAAAUGUCUACGCAGGUCUUCUCCAGUCCGAGUCCCCGUACAUGCAAGGCAAAGGCGCCACACAGACAGCUCCUGCCCCAUGGACGGCUGAGUCGAAGUUUGGCGACCCGGACUUCUCCUGGUGUGACGCCGCGGAUCAAAAAUGCCGGACCUCACUUGCUACUAACGUAGAUGGUGGAUCGGAUAUUCUUCUCUAUAACUCGGCCGCAUGGGCAUUCUUCAAUGGGCCCUGGGAUGGCACCUAUAGCCACCAGUGCGAGGGCUCGUGUCAGACAAACAUGAUGCGUGUUACGAACUCGCCUAACAACCUGGUUUGGUACUCUAUCAACACGCGCAAAACGGAUGUCAUGGUGUUGGAUAACAAGUCAAACCCUAUCGAGUACCACCACCCCGGUGGAUGGGAGGCAAUUAUUCAAGCGUACCGGCAGUUUUCUGGUGGUCAGUAG
This is a messenger RNA of Aspergillus alliaceus, 2421 nucleotides long. Its product is annotated as glycoside hydrolase family 55 protein. The transcript has 2 exons. The record is from RefSeq and is a predicted model, not a curated record. Gene Ontology annotation, molecular function: polygalacturonase activity. NCBI's taxonomy places the organism in Eukaryota, Fungi, Ascomycota, Eurotiomycetes, Eurotiales, Aspergillaceae. The coding region runs from base 1 to 2421 and encodes 806 amino acids.